Osmerus eperlanus (European smelt) is the source of this 1756-nucleotide messenger RNA. Its product is annotated as tumor necrosis factor receptor superfamily member 14-like. Gene Ontology annotation, biological process: positive regulation of peptidyl-tyrosine phosphorylation; positive regulation of cytokine production involved in immune response; positive regulation of T cell migration. Lineage: Eukaryota; Metazoa; Chordata; Actinopteri; Osmeriformes; Osmeridae. Gene Ontology annotation, molecular function: protein binding. The transcript has 9 exons. Gene Ontology annotation, cellular component: external side of plasma membrane. The record is from RefSeq and is a predicted model, not a curated record. The coding region runs from base 652 to 1464 and encodes 270 amino acids.
UUAACGUCGACAAUCAUGACACAGACACACGAAAAUAUGUCCUACUUCCCGAUACAAAAUUAGGCCGUUUGUUGUACGAAACAGUUUCAUUAUUGUUUCUGUUUUAUGUUUACAUUACAUUUACAUUUAGCAGACGCUUUUACGCUGACCCCCUGUUUAAGGUGUUAAUAGAUAGAAACUUGGAGUUAAUGUGACAUUUUUUAUGAGAUUUCGACGUUUUUGAAUAAAUGGAAAACCACUUUCACUUUCAGGUAGGCCUAGGUCUAAAUUCAGGGCUGCCAACUUUUCCAAAAACCUUGGAGUGAGAUUUGGUAUUUGGUGCAUCCUCGAUAAAAGGGGUGGAUCAAGAACAUUUCGGGGGUAAGUCGUCGUUGCCCAUAACACGCUAGCAUUCUGCUAACGAAUUCUGAUUGGUUAGUGAAGGACUGACUACGACCAGAGAUCCCGCUUGAUGGCAUCCGAAGCAGAACCAGAAUGUCAGAGCCAUAGAUAGAUAGGUAGAUGUCUCGUCUGCGUUGCCGGACAAUGGAGUCGAACGUCCGCACAUGGCAGCCAUCUUGCUACAGUCAACUCGUGACCCUGUAAGCUUGCUGUAGACCUACAACAUCAACAACAAACUAGGCUACAUCCAACUCCUACUUUUUAAAUGAAAUGUCAAAGUUAACGAAUCAUUGGAAACAACACUUUCAUUUUAAGAUCCUGGUACUCUCUUUACACAUUGGACUCUGUAUGGAAACUGCAUGUGGACGAGCAGAGUACCAGAUAGGGAAAGAGUGCUGUCGCAUGUGUGCACCUGGAAACAGAGUUCAUAAAGAUUGUACUGAAUUCACAAGCACUUCCUGCAUUCCUUGUACUGGCUCUACUUUUCUCAACCAGCCCAAUGAACGCUCAAGCUGCUUUCCAUGUACAAACUGUGAUCCAGUUUCAGGUUUGAAGGUAAAGCAAGGCUGCACAUCCAUAUCCGAUGCUGUGUGUCAACCACUUGAGGGAUACUUUUGCAAAUUACCAACAUACCAAGGUUGUGCAUUUGCCCAGGAACACAGCAGAUGUAAACCUGGACAAUACAUCAGUCAGCAAGCAACAUCCUCUAAAGACACUGAAUGCUCAGACUGCACUGGUGAUACUUUUUCCAAUGGAUCGUUGACAUCCUGCCAACCACACACAAAGUGUGAAUCAUUGGACAAGGUCCAAGUCAUUCCUGGUGACCAUUCGUCUGAUACUGCUUGUGAAACAGCAACGUCUGGAGUUGGAGUCAUUCUUAUAGUCAUUGCUACAUGCAUUCCCAUUGUUGGAACCAUGGCCUUUCUUGUUUAUUGGAAGUGUGUACGUAAAAAAACAAUGAACACAGAAAACAGACAGGUAAAUAUAUAUUUCUUCCCAUUAACCAACACUUUUGUAAAUGGAGGCUAUAGUCUGACUAUUUUACCGUUCUUUCAAUAUUUAAGGAAUCAAAGGAAUCACUGAUGCUGCCAGUUCCGGAAACAAGUGAUUGCUAACUUUGUCCAGAUGAUGCAUGAUACAUUUAGUUAUUCAUGAAUUAUAUGGACUGACCAAAAACAAUUUUACCCUCAGUUUCACUCCUCAUGGAUAUGUCACCAAACAACUCUGACUAAUUGGUGGUUCACAAUUAAAUUCAAAUACUAGACCCGAACUCUCCAGGAUUCUGUUUGGACCCUCCACCAUAAGACAUGAAAAGAUAUAAGAGGAACAAUGCGGAUUCCGUCCUGGCCAUGGAACUGUGGACCAACUCUUUACC